Molecule: messenger RNA, 2793 nt
Organism: Lemur catta (Ring-tailed lemur)
Lineage: Eukaryota; Metazoa; Chordata; Mammalia; Primates; Lemuridae
Gene: RBM34
Product: RNA binding motif protein 34
Exons: 11
Coding region: 43-1374 (443 amino acids)
Cellular component (GO): cytosol
Molecular function (GO): mRNA binding
Source: RefSeq, a predicted model, not a curated record
GAAGAGGCGUGGCCCGAGAGCGGAAGUGGCCGGAACCCGGAAAUGCGGCUCGCGAGUUGUGGCUGUCUCAGAGGCCUUGGAAUAAAAAUGGCUGUGGAAGGGCAGAGCAAACGGAAGAAAAAGAAAAGUGCCGAGCAGGGAAAGAACCCAGUCGACGGUGUUCGCGGGAAUCUGACCGGAGACUAUCUGGUGGGACAAGUCGCCAACAGUUUAUUCCACGACAAGCUCUCCAGGGGCAGCACAGGUCGGCUGGCGUCCCUCUUCAGCUCUUUGGAGCCUCAGGUUCAACCCCUGUACGUGCCCGUGCCUAAAGAAACCGCCAGAAAAAGGAAACGGGAUGAGGAGGAAGAAAGUACAUCCCAGAUUCAGAGACCACUUUUGCAAGAACCUGCAAAAAAAAUGAAAGUGAAGAAGAAACACUCUGAUGCAGACAAAAAUUUGGCAAACAGGGAAAGUGCUCUAGCGAGUGCUGAUUUAGAAGAAGAAAUUCACCAGAAACAAGGGCAGAAAGGGAAAAAGUCUCAAUCUGGUGUUAAAGUCACAGAUAGAAAAGUACUUGACGAUGUAGGUGAUGCAGUUGUAAAUCAAAGAAAGAAAAUUCAGGUCAACCAAGAAGAAGAGAGAUUAAAGAAUGAGAGAACUGUGUUUGUUGGCAAUUUGCCUGUGACAUGUAAUAAGAAGAAGCUGAAGUCACUUUUUAAAGAGUAUGGACAAAUAGAAUCUGUACGAUUUCGUUCUCUGAUUCCAGCAGAGGGAACUCUAUCCAAAAAGUUGGCAGCAAUAAAGCGUAAAAUUCAUCCUGAUCAGAAAAAUAUUAAUGCCUACGUUGUGUUCAAGGACAAGAGUGCUGCUACAGAAGCAUUGAAAAGAAAUGGGACUCAAAUUGCAGAUGGAUUUCGUAUUAGGGUUGAUCUUGCAUCUGAGACUUCAUCUAGGGACAAGAGAUCAGUAUUUGUGGGGAAUCUCCCUUACAAAGUUGAAGAAUCUGUCGUUGAGAAACACUUUUUGGACUGUGGGAGUAUCGUGGCAGUGAGGAUUGUGAGAGACCAAGCUACAGGAGUUGGCAAGGGGUUUGGCUAUGUACUCUUUGAGAAUACAGAUGCUGUUCAUCUUGCUCUGAAAUUAAAUAAUUCUGAACUUAUGGGAAGAAAACUCAGAGUCAUGCGUUCUCUUAAUAAAGAAAAAUUAAAACAACAGAAUUCAAAUCCAGGUUUGAAGAAUGUCAGUAAACCUAAGCAAGGACUUCAUUUUGCUUCCAAAAAUGCAGGACAUUCUAAGAGUUUAUUCAUUGGCGAAAAAGCUGCUCUUAUUAAAAAGAAGAAGAAAGGACAGAAGAAAAGUGGACGAACUAAGAAACAGAGAAAACUGAAAUAGUGAUUAGAAGCUGCUUUUUACUCCCCCCACUAAGUAGUUAGUAAAAGUGCUAUUACUGUUAGUAUUCAUGUAAUGAGUUUUAUAAUUUUUUAUGAAUGGUGUGUACAAAAUAUGGGGAUUUCUGCAUUCUUUGUUUAUUCACAUUGUAAUACUACCUUUGAAACAUUUGUUUUAAGGUUAGUUACCAUGGAUUAUGUGUUACUUCUGAUUAUAUCAGAGAUGAUUUUAGACUUGGGUUGAACAUUCAGAAUUUUAAUGGCUGUUAUUUUAGUGGAUGUUAGAAAUGGACAAUUAACACUUCUGUUAUUUCAAGAAUAUUACUUGGGAUGAGAUAAAUUUAAAAAGUAAGUAAAUUGAAAGAAAAACAAACAGUAAACUUCAAUACUGAUUGUACUUAAACCAAAUAUCCUAAUAAUUAAAGUGGGAACACUGAUCCAAGGUCUAGUUGUAAUCGCUAAGAAAAAGGUUUUGAGAGCUAUUAUGUAAUAUCUACUCAUUUCUUUCUUUCUUUUGCACUUAUGGUAAGUGGAAUUCUGGAUUUUUAUAUUAUUUCAUCAACCUAAUAAUAACUAAACAAAAAGAAUACUAAAAAAAAUGUCGCUCUGAUUUUUUUUAUUUCUAACCAGGGAUUAGACUGGUUAUUGAAGUCCUUGGCAAAUUGGCUGUAAAGCAGAUUUAUCCUUCUCUAUUUUUAUUUGAAAAGUAUUCUCCCAGGAAAACUUGUGAUUCUUAAUGUUAACCAGUAGAAUGAAAAAUUCUUUCCAAAAAAAAUCAUAUAUAAAGGAAACAUUUCUAAUAAAACAUGGUAAUUAAGUCACAAAGUAUAAAUAAAGUUCAACAAGGAGGGAGAGGAUACCAUUGCAUUCCCUUGGGGCUUAACCUUUGAGAGGCUGCACCCCUCACGGUCCUUACACACUGGGUCUGUGACCAGCAGAGAGCUGCCACGUGAAGCCUGGCUGGUUGUAGGCGGGCAGAAUCUGCAAUAGACACAUCCUGUCACUUAGAUGGGUGAGGGGGCGGGGAAGGGGAUUAUUACUGAUUGUUUUAAAAAUCUUGUCUUUUGGGACUAGCACAAGGAAAACCUAGUGGGUCUUUAAAAUGCAGCUCUGUAGAGAGCACAGAGAGCUCUGUUUUCCUGUAUGUAGGGACUGGAUAGUUUAUGCUUAGUAUCCCUUACAGGGCUUAGAACCUUGUUUUUCAUAAAUUGGCUUCAAGUCAAUAUUCAUUAUCUGAUCAUUCUUGAAUAUUUUUGCAUAUAUUUCCAGUUAUAUAAAGAUGCAACAUCUGUAGACUAUAUAGGUAAUAUGUUCAUGUGUAGUCUGUGCAUAAACUUAAUUGUGACUCUCGUGUGAAAGGGCCUGCUUCUUAAAGCAGGGCAGAUAAGAUUAUUAAACACAUUAAAAUGUUGCUUCACAUUUG